This is a messenger RNA of Knipowitschia caucasica, 264 nucleotides long. The record is from the annotation of a GenBank genome assembly. Lineage: Eukaryota; Metazoa; Chordata; Actinopteri; Gobiiformes; Gobiidae.
AUGGCCUCAAUUACAAGUGCAGCAGCAGGGGAACGACCGGCAGCAGAGGAAGAACCAGCAGCAGAGGAAGAACCAGCAGCAGAGGACGGUCCAGGAGCCGAGGACGGUCCAGGAGCCGAGGACGGUCCAGGAGCCGAGAACGGUCCAGAGGCCGAGGACGGUCCAGCACUCGGCUCUUGUCUGCUCCUCCAGCCCUGCCCCGCCCUGUUGUCCUUCUAUCUAUGUCUUUCUCCUCGGCUGCCUUCCUCCCUGCUCUCAUGGUGA